AUGGAUACCGAAGGUCAAGAUAUCAAUGCUGAAAACGCAUCAUCAUCAACAACGUCAAACGCUACAAACGCGACAACAACAUCGCAAGUUCCACGCAGUGGUUUACCGCCGUUUCCUCCCUUUAAUCCACACCAAGAUACAGCAACAGUGGGUCAAAGAUGGACUAAAUGGGUUCGUCGUUUCGAAAACUUGCUUAUAAGUCUUCGUGAGUUUGAUUCAACCGUUAGGAGAGGUUUAUUGUUAACCUAUGUAGGCGAGUCAGCCAACGACAUUUUCGAUAUUCUUCCCGACACUGGCACAACUUAUCAAGAAGCGAUCGAUUGUUUCACCCAACACUUCGUGCCACAAGGAAAUACAGACAUGGCUAUAUUCGAUUUUCGAGAGCUAAAGCAAGGAUCCAACGAAACGCUCAACGAAUACUACCGUCGACUGAAGACAAAAGCAGUACAAUGUAAUUUUCACAGCGAGGAAGCCGAGAUUAAAACCCAAAUUAUUCACAAAACCCGCGAUUCCCGGUUAAGAAAGAAAGCGCUUCGUGAGACGAUGACUCUCAAACAAAUUCUCGACUACGGGAAUACCUUAGAACGUACAGAUGAACAGUCUAAACGCCUCGAUAACGCCAGCAAAUUCCAAAGCGAAAGUAACGAAACAGUAAAUUAUAAUUACAACGAAAAGAAUUCAAAACAACAUCGAAAAUUUCCAACUUCCGGUGGAUCAAAUUCCAGAUACAGGACGCCCAAGAAGCCUGAUUCGCGUUUUCUAGGAAAUAAAUACCAGAAAGAAGCUCCAGAUAGCGGUCGAAAGUCCCAAACCUGUCGUAACUGUGGAGGUAAAUUCCCGCACAAAGACGGAAUAGAGUCCUGCCCAGCUAGAGGUAAACCUUGCCACAACUGCAAGAAAAUCGGUCAUUUUGCAAAAUAUUGCAGAUCUCAAUCUAAGGACAGUGGAAAUGUCAGACAUGUCAACCAAGAGAAAAGUCGUGAUUAUCUUCAAGAAUCGGACGAUGAAUUUCUUUUUACUGUCAACACAAGCUCGGGUAAACAUCCAGAAACGCAAGUACAGAUUGGACACACUAAAGUAAACAUUCUGAUUGAUUCCGGAGCCUCUGUUAACCUUCUGAACUACCCAAUUUUUCAACAAAUUCAGAAAGACGACAACCGUAUCAAGUUACAAAAGACCAAUGCCAGAAUCUUUGCAUAUGGAACACCAACACCACUCGAGUUAGCCGGAGAAUUUCAAGCUAUCAUCACCUCAGCAUCAGGUACAUUCAAAAUUGCUAAGUUUUACGUAGCACAAAAGAAAUCUAAGUGUAUUCUUGGAUAUGAAUCAUCUUCCUCAUUGGGACUUAUCAUCCUCAACAUCAACACCCUCAACCCGGUUCAACAAGAUCAUGAUGUACGUCGCAUUAUCAACAAACAUCCAAAGCUAUUUGAAGGAACGGGAAACCUCAAGGGACGUGAAGUGAAGCUCGAAAUUGACCCAACAAUAACCCCGGUCGCACAAACAAAUCGGAAAAUUCCACACAGCAUGAAAACCAAAGUAAACAAAAAGCUGCAGGAGAUGAGAGAAGAAAGGAUAAUCGAGAAAGUUGAGGGAGCAACGCCUUGGUUAUCACCGUUGAUAGCCAUCCCAAAGAAGAGUGGGGACCUCCGACUAGUGUUAGACAUGCGUAUACCUAACACAGCACUUGUAAGACGGCGCGUACAAAUUCCUACAGUCAACGAGAUACUUCAAAAGAUGGAGGGAGCAAAAGUCUUUACAGAGGUUGACCUGUCGCAAGGUUAUCUUCAACUGACCUUGGCAGAGGAAUCCCGUCAUAUUACAGCAUUUUCAACUCCUGAAGAUGGUCCGCAUAGAUUCACCAGGCUGAUAAUGGGAGCAUCACCAUCCGGAGAACACUUUCAUGAGAUUAUCCACGAGCUCAUCAAAGAGGUACCAGAUUGUGCCAACAUCUCUGAUAACAUUUGGCUAUGGUCCAAAGACAGAGAAACACACCUCAAGCGGCUAGACCAGCUCCUCACAAUCCUGAGAACCAAUGGCAUCACACUCAAACUACCAAAGUGUUCGUUCGCAGUACCGCAGAUAAACGUGUUUGGUCAUAUCGUGUCCGAGAAAGGAAUCAGACCAGAUAGCACCAAAGUCGAAGCCAUAACAAAUGCUCCACAUCCUACAACAGCAUCGGAAGUCAGAUCCUUCCUAGGCCUCACCAAUUAUUGUUCGAGAUAUAUACCCGACUACAGCAGCCUAACCUUCCCACUUCGACAGCUCACAAAGAAGAAUGUCACGUUUCACUGGGAUCACAGUCACGAGAAAGCAUUCCAGUCACUGAAGAAUGCCAUCACCACUUCACCGGUAUUAGCUCAUUACAAUCUUACUGCGGAAACCAAAGUCGUAGUAGAUGCAUCGCCAUGGGCACUGGGUGCCGUACUUCUCCAGAAACAAGCCGACGACAAUUAUCGACCAAUCGCGUACGGUAGCAGAUCGCUAACAGAUGUCGAACAGAAGUAUGGUCACAUAGAGAAAGAAGGAUUAGCAAUCGUAUUCGGAUGUGAACACUUUCACAUGUACCUAUAUGGACGUAGUUUUGAAUUGGAGACAGACCACCGACCUUUAGAGCAUAUCUACAAGGCAAAGCUUCAAAGCAAACCAACAUCAGCCAGACUCGAAAGAUGGAGACUUCGACUCCAAGAGUACGACUUCCACGUUAUCUACCGACCUGGCCCAUCCAAUCUGGCCGAUUCUUUGUCCCGACUCCCGAAAGAUGGAAAAGAUGGAAGCAAGAGGAGCAACAUGGAGGCUUGCGCUGACCGAUAUGUUCAUUACAUGACACAAGCACAGACACCGAAUGCCAUGAAAUUAGAAGAAAUACAAAGAGAAACAUUAGCAGAUCCGGAACUCCAGCAGAUUAAACAGAACUUGCAAAAUAAUCAAGUAUACAAACUUCCGAAAGCAUAUAAGCUCAUCGCUCAUGAGCUCUGCAUCACAGAUCAAGAUAUCUUACUUCGGGGUGAUCGCAUUGUUCUUCCUAACAAGCUGAGACAACAAGCAAUUAGCCUUGCACAUGAGGAUCAUGCAGGUAUGGUCCGCUGCAAACAACGCCUGCGCUCCAAGCUUUGGUGGCCAGAGAUGGACAAGCAGGUUGAAGAACGAAUUCGAUGCUGUCAUCCAUGUCAACUUGUCAGUAAGAGCCCGCGACCAGAGCCAAUGGAACCAACUAAGCUUCCUAAGAAACCAUGGUCGAAGCUAGCCAUAGACGUAUGUGGACCAUUUCCCACUGGAGAACAAGUAGUUGUCCUUACUGACUAUUAUUCGCGCUGGCCAGAAGUCAAAAUCUUAAAAUCAGUCACGUCCAAAAACAUUCUCGACUGGUUACUAUCGGUAUUUGCAACUCACGGAUUUCCAGAUGAAAUAAAGUCCGACAACGCAUCCUACUUUGUUUCUACCGAGUUCAAGGAUACAUUAACUUCUUGGGGAAUAGAACAUAAGACGGUGACGGAAUAUUGGCCGCAAGCCAAUGGGCAAGUUGAGAGAUUUAAUCAAGUUCUCGAGAAACACAUCCUAACCGCACAGGCGGAAGGAAAAGCGUGGAAACCCACCAUUCCAAUCAUGCUACUCCACUACCGCAAUACUCCUCAUAGAAUGACCGGAAGAACACCUUCAUCAUUGCUAAUGAACCGAGAAGUCAAGACGAAACUUCCUAGUUUUGAACAACAGACAAACGAUGAAACUGAAACUCGCAAGAAAGAUGAAGAGGAGAAAGAGAAAUAUACCGACAAGAGGCGAAAAGCAAGUCCAAGAAAUCUUGAAGUCGGAAAUAAAGUACUAGUUACUCAAAAACAUCGAAACAAAUUUACGACAAAGUUUCAUCCUGAUCCAAUGGUAAUCACCAAAAUAAACGGCACGCAGAUAGUGUUAAAAGACAAGAAUGGCACACAACAUCGCAGAAACUCAUCGCAUGUCAAGUUAUACCAGGAAAUUCCUGAUCCUGAAGAAGAAAUCCAGAGUGAUCGCAAGCAUGACAGACAAACGGAAAGUCGCGAAGAAAACACCGAAGCAACUCAAACAGAAACCAACCAGAAUACUACAGAAACGGAAAUUGUUCUACGUAGAUCAACGAGAAAUAGAAAACCAGACUAUCUAAAAGUAGGUUAAAUUAGUCAAGUUUAAAAUGCAGACUGUUGACAUUUAGUUUAGUUUAAAGAGCACGGUAAUGAAACCCGUAAUAGUAAUUCCAAGACACUAAGUCUUAGAACGGAACUACAAAGUAAAGAACUACAUAGAAUAGAGAUUUUAGAAACUUUAAAGGUUGAUAUUUUCAUAACUAUAAUUAAGGAAGGGAUGUUGUAUCCAAAUGCUGAUUGGUCAGCUGAAGUGAUUGACAUAUAAGAUUAGGUCACGAGACAUUAGAUUAGGAGACGCUAAGCCAGAGAGCAAGUAUAGAUGUAUAAUAUAGCAGAGUAAAUAUAUGUUAUAAAAGUUGAAUAACAGAGGAUAUAAAAGACCUUGAGAAAGCUUGGCAGUCAAGCCGUGCACAGAACUGACUAAUUAAAUCUUUGUUUGCUGUUCGCCUGUUCGGUUAAAUAGAGAAACUGACUCUUAAUUAUAUAAAAGUACCUUGAAUUUUUAAGUUUAAUUAAAAAGCAAAAUGCUCUGCGGACAUGUUCAUGAGAAUAUAAUUUUUUGUGUAACGAAAUCUACAACACUUGUCAAUCAUAUUGCAUGUGUAUCUAAAAAUAACAUGUGGGCGUCCCACGGUCUAGACAGGUUUUGUGUCAGGCCCUAUUUCAAAUUAGGGCCUGAACUUCAGGUUAGGGGGAGAGUGAAGUAAAUUGCGCAAUGUCGGAAAUUAGUCCUCUGGGAACUUUGCCCGGGGUGAUGUAAUUCCGGGGACGAAUGUAACGAACACGUUGUUGAUCGGAAAACACUAGCGAAGCGUGAACUACAUAUCAGAUUAUAUUUGUAAAUUUAUUUUUGUUUUAUUAUAUAUUUUAUUAAUUUUGUGAUUGUGUUGUGAAGACCCGUUUCCAACAGCUGAAGUUUUGUCGCUUCGUACCGUUCCAGUAUGGUUAAAGGCAAAUGGUCGAAAAGUUAAAGUCAACGCUAUUCUGGAUGAUGCUUCCAAUGAAACAUUUCUAAAUGAACAAGUUGCUGGAGUGUUAGGGCUACAAGAGCCGUACAAGACAGUUAAAGUUCAGGUGUUAAACAAUGAGGUUGAAACGUUCCAGUCCAUGCCUGUGGAGGUUAUGAUUGAAAGUGUUAACGGACAGUAUCGAAAGGAAAUUAGUGUCAAAACGUGCCCUCAGAACGUAACGGGAAGCUACAAAGUAGAGGAUUGGUCAAAGAAUAAAACCAACUGGCCACAUCUUCAGAGUUGUGAUUUUGCAACACCAGCAAAGGAAGGUUUAGUGGACUUAUUGAUUGGAGUGGACAACGCCGAUUUACUGUAUUCAAGAGCAGAUGUUCGGGGGGAACCAGGAAGCCCAAUAGCCCGACUCGGACCACUAGGAUGGAGUUGCAUUGGAGCCACAGAGAAACAGCGAGGAACUGACUGUAGAACGCACACCAUUAGAACAUUUUUUCCAGGAGUACUGCAGAAAUUCCAUUCUGUUGCCAGAUCGAUGAACAGGUCAAGAGAUUCUGGGAAGUUGAAAGCUAUGGUACAGAGAACAUGGUUUCGAUGGUUCAUACUGCAGAAGAUAGGGAAACCCCGAAGUACGUGAAAGAAUCAAUCAGCCACAAUAGUGCAACGUCUAGAUACAAGAUCGCCAUUCCUUGGAAAGAGAAUCGUCCAAAACUCCCAGACAACAAAAACAAAGCAUUAUCGAGACUCGGUAGCAAUGAGCCGGAAGUGCGUCUUCGUUUCACCUACCGAGCUUUUGAUCAGACUGCUUUAGAUUAUGCUGGACCGUUCACGACAGUUCAAGGGCGAGGAAAACAACGACUUAAACGGUGGCUUUGUUUGUUUACAUGCCUAACCACACGCGUAUAUUUUUUCAAAUCACGCCCCUCAUGGAAAUCAGCUCCUAGUUGUUGAGGCCAGCGUGCUUAAAUAAAUUUUUGUAUGUAUGUAUGUAUGUAUGAGCGGAAGUUGAAGAAGGAUGAAAUCGUGAGCAGGGAGUAUCAAGAUACAAUUGAAUCGUAUUUGGAGAAGGGCUACUUGCGGAAAGUCGGAAAAGACGAAGUGAUCCCUCCCGAAGUAUGGUAUUUUCCACAUUUCCCAAUGAUUCGAAUGGACAAGACAACGACAAAAGUACGGAUUGUUUUCGAUUGUUCGGCUAAAACAGACGGACUAUCCUUGAACGAUGUCAUUAAUCCUAGACCGAAGUUACAGAAGGAGCUUUUCGAUGUAUUACUUCGUUUUCGGCGUGAUCCAGUAGCAUUAGCUUGCGAUAUUAAAGAGAUGUAUCUGCAAGUGGAAAUUGAAGAAAACGAUCGUCCAUAUUUGUUAGUUCUGUGGCGUGAUCUAGACAGUACGAAAGAGCCCGAUGUCUAUGAGUUCACUCGUGUCGUCUUUGGCAAGAAUUCGGCCCCCAUGGAGGCGCAGUUCAUCGCACAAGAGAAUGCAAGACUACACCAAGAAACCCAUCCAUUAGCGGCAGAAACCGUUUUAAAGUCGACUUAUAUGGAUGACUCGAUAGACAGUGUGGAGACAGACGAGAUCGGCGUAAAGUUAUAUCGGCAGUUAAGCUCGCUUUGGAAUCAUGCGGGAAUGCAGGCAAGGAAGUGGGUUUCGAAUUCGGAAGCGGUUAUUGAGGCGAUCCCAGUGGAAGACCAAGCAGUACAGCUCACAAUUACUGAUGACAAAUAUCCAGUUGUUAAAACCCUUGGUGUUGCUUGGGACAGCAAAGAAGAUAUCCUGACACUACCUGCUUCUAGAGUCUCCUCCGACAUUCCACUAACCAAGCGUAACGUUUUACGAACGAUUGCUGCGGUAUUUGACCCACUUGGGUUUGUCAGUCCAUUCGUAAUGGUCGCCAAGGUUAUAUUGCAAGAACUUUGGGCUCGCGGCUACGACUGGGAUGACACAAUCGAAGAUGAAAUCGCAAUUCGGAUAUCAGCAUGGUUUGAGCAGUUACGUGAUGUCGCAACAAUACAUGUGCCAAGGUGUUUAUGUGAGAACAAGGUAGUAGCUCGUCGAGAAAUGGUGACAUUCGUUGAUGCUUCACUAAAGUCAUACGGAGCUGUUGUUUAUUUGAGAUGUACAUACGUAUACGAGGAUGGCACUCGCUCUAGCAGAUUAAUCGCCUCUAAGAGUAAGGUAGCACCGUUGCUACCAAUGACGGUACCUAGACUAGAAUUAAUGGCUGCAGUUCUCGGCCUACGACUUACGCAGAAUGUUCUUCGGGCGUUUGAAAUGAACAUACAGGAUGUUAGCUUCUAUUCUGACAGUGCUGACGUUCUGUGGUGGAUUCGUGGCUAUGGGAGAGACUUUCGACCAUUUAUAGCUAACCGAAUUGGAGAGAUACAAAUGUAUAGCAAUCCUGCACAGUGGCAGCACGUUCCCACUGCUGAAAAUCCUGCGGACCUGUGCACGCGAGGUGCAACCCCGUUGCAAUUGUCCGAGUCUACGUUGUGGUGGAAUGGUCCAGUAUGGUUGGUACAGGAUACUUCGCAGUGGCCUCAAAUGGAUUUGACGAAAUCUCCAGUUAAUCUUCCGGAAACGAAAUCUGCCCACAAGAAGGAUAGCAAAGGAAAUGCAGUGGUUUCUGAUGGUAGUCACAGUCUGGCAACGAAAGCAGAAGUGAUACAACCCACAGAUAUCUGGCGGUUGGAUCCAAAACGGUUUUCAGACUGGAAGCACUUGGUCCGCAUACAAGCAAGAGUUAGCAGGUUCUUGACGAAUUUGAGGAACAAGCAGAAGCGUCAGCAGUGCCAAACCGAGCUCGCACCGGAAGAAAUUCGUGAUGCUGAAGACGUGAUCAUUCGUAAGGCACAAGAAGAGUCCUUUGCAGCUGAGUACGCAGCUCUAUCGAAUGGAAAACCUCUGCCAGCGAAGAGUCAACUGGCGAAGCUUUCUCCGCGCAUGGAUCAGCAAGGUGUUAUUCGGUGCAACAGCCGUCUCUACUACGCUGAGAGCUUACCCUACGACGCAAGAUGCCCGAUAAUUCUGCCUUGCGGACAUUGGGUUACCAAACUGAUCGUGCGAUAUUAUCAUGCAUUGGCAAACCACGUCGCAGGAACUAAUUUUGUGCUUGCUCAAAUCAGCCAAAGAUUUUGGAUUGUGGCAGCUAGAGAAGAAAUAAGAGGAUGGGAGAACGAGUGUUGUACAUGCCAAAAGCGACGGAAUAAGCUGGCUUCUCAAGUCAUGGGACCCCUGCCGGAAGUGCGUCUUCGUUUCACGUACCGAGGUUUUGAUCAGACUGCUUUAGAUUAUGCAGGACCGUUCACGACAGUCUAAGGACGAGGAAAACAACGACUUAAACGGUGGCUUUGUUUGUUUACAUGCCUAACCACACGCGCCGUCCAUUUAGAGGUAGCCUGGGGGCUUGAUACUGACAGUUUUCUCAAUGCGUUUACCAGAUUUACCAGUAGAAGAGGAGUUCCUAAAGAAGUAAUCAGUGACAACGGUACGAACUUUGUCGGGGCGGUGAACGAAUUAAAAGAUCUGGUGAAACUGUUAGACCGAGAAAAGAUUCAGCGAGACACAACACAGAAGGGUACUACAUGGGCUUUCAAUCCUCCUGGAGGUCCUCAUUUUGGUGGAGUUUUUGAAAUAAUGGUUAAGGCAGCUAAGAAGGCCAUUUAUGCGGUGAUCAAGAACAGUGAUGUUACUGACGAGGAGUUGAUUACUAUAUGCGCAGGUGUCGAAGGUUUUUUGAACUCUCGACCAAUAACCUACCAAUCGAUGAAUCCUUCUGAUGAUGUUCCACUCACACCCAACCACUUUCUUCAUGGUCAGCUAGGCGGAGAAUUCGCACCAGAGGUGAUCGACAUGGACGCUAACCCUCGUGAAAGAUGGCGUAAGGUACAAGCAAUUCUGUCACGAGUAUGGGACCGCUGGUUGAAGGAAUAUUUACCAACAUUGAACACACGAACGAAGUGGACGAACGUGGUAAAAGAUUUGAAAGAUGGUGACGUUGUUCUGGUCUUAGAUAAAGACUUACCGAGAGGAAAAUGGCCGUUGGGACGAAUCAUAGCGACAUAUCCAGGGAAAGACGGACAUAGCAGAGUGGCAAAGGUGCAGCUGGGAAACAAGUCAUUGGUCAGACCCAUUCACAAACUUGUCCCACUAAGAGUAUAGUUUCUUGACUUGUAGAUAGAGCCUUUAGUUUGAAAGGACUCGGGACCUUAAACUUGAACAUUGAUAUUAUGGACUAGAAAGGAGUUAAAAUAGUUAAAUCGCACUGCAAUUGCAUGUUCAGCAGUGCGGGGAGGGGGGAUGUUUAGAAGAGAUGUGACUUUUACACGCAAAACGCGGAACACGCGCGCAGACAAUCAGUGGAUUAUUGAGGUCAGUGUACUAUAGGAAAAGAACGCUAAGUAAACAGUAAACUCGUGUAGGAAUUUCGUAUUAAAGUUUAUUUUCACUGUUUUUGUACUAAAUCGAGUACUUUUCGAGGCUAAAUAUCGUUACAUCGCAACAUGUACCAUGCAUUAAACAUACUCUUAAUAGACCUAUUAUUAUGAUAUUAUAUUAUUUGAAUCUAGUUUUCCGUGAAAUUGCUUUCAUAAGACACGUGAAUCGUGAAACGACUUUUUUUGGUUGUGAAACGUGAUCCAUGCCCCCCCCCCCCUUUCCCACCCUCUUAAAAGGGUUGAAUGUCAAAUGCCCGAGUUUAUCAUUUCGUCUUUACUCACACUAUUUCCUUUUAAAACAGUAAAUUCAUAUCAAAUCAUCGAGUGUUCGGAAAGGCAAAGAUUCAGCUAAGCAAUGCUGGCACAAAUCAAUCGUAUUUUUAUAUAUGCUGUAUGAGUUGCAGACACAGCAUGAAACCGAUUCUUACAUGUGAGAUAUUGAAUAGAUCGUGUUUUUUAAUAGUUUUGAAGCAAGAAGAACAUUUCUUCUUGAGUUCAUUGUUAAGUGUGGUCAUUGGAAAGUUUAAUAGUGCAAUAUCUGAAGUAAGAAAUUAACUAUAUAAAAGUAUGAACUGUGUUUAGUUAGUGAAAUAUAUAAGAAGACUCAGGUUACGGAUUGUCAAGACCUAGCCACUCCAAAUUAGACUUUAGUUUCCCGUCCUCCGCCCGCGUCUCCCAAAACUGGCCGCAUGAUUUGUCCAUUAUUGCUAACUUGUUUCCAUUAUUCGACCUUUAUGACUAAGAAUAACGAAAAGCCACAGUUUUCGAAUUAUUUAUCGUUCUAGGAAUACAUAUGAUAUAAUACGUAAAAAUCGAAAUACAAUUGUUGAAACUUUUAUGCACGAGCGUGAAUUGUUGUUUUUCAGUUCGUUUGACUACAGUAACCGCCGAGCAAGACACUUCCGUUACACGUUUUGAUUUUCGAACGUAAUAAAAGGAUAAGAUUAAUUAAUAUCCUGACUUUCAUUUCUGCAUACAAAAUACUUUCAGACACCAUAAUGAUAAUGAAAAUGGACCGCCCGCCCGCGUGUAAUUUGAAAUAUAAGGGCCGGACGUGAAACUAAAGACUAAUUUGGAGUGGCCUAAAAAAAGGUUCGCCGGAUUUGGAUUGGAUUAGGGUUACACUAAGGUUGGAUUAGGAUUAGCAGUUAGGGGUUAGAAGUUAGGGUGGGGGUUGGGUGGGGGUUAGGUUUAAAAUUAAGGCAAUGUCUUAAUUUGAACGCUUUUUACAAUUAAGACAUAGCCUUAAUUUUCGGAACAGAUCGAGCUGAAAUAAAUACAGAGCUUUAUUCGGAAGGGGUAACUGAUGGUCUAAUGUGAUUUCCGUAUAUGCUGAAAUCUAUGACGGGUGAUGUGUGUCAAAAUUCAAUAACACAUUUGGCAAUGAUAACGUAUUAUUUUGCUACAAUAAUAACACAUUUGGCAACGAUAAAGUAACGUUUUGCUACAAUUCUGUGGCGGUUACAAGACAUUUAUUAACAAUAACAAAACAUUCAAUGACAAAGUAUUAUUUUGCAACAACAUAUUUAGCUAGUAAACGUAUCGUUUCAAUAUUUGCCAACAAUCGUACAUUUGGCAAGUACAAUCUCGUGAUGCAAUUGGGCACUAGCUCCAAAUGAGGCGAAAACGGUGCAAAAUGGCGCGUAAUUAUUUUCGCGAUAUUGGAUUACAUGUGCUUUUUAAGUAAACAUAGCGGAAAAUGAGAGAGCUUUGGCGUCAGAUGAUAUUCAGUCAUCUCUACUAUACACUCAGGCUAGAUAUAUAAUUGUGCAGCUACUGGAUGGUGUGGCCAAUUCACCACAAAAUACAUCUGCAAAUACUGCAGCUGGUCUCUCAAAAUUUCAAAUUUUGGUCUAUCUGGCAUUGACCUUAGGAUGAUUCCCAAUGUUUCCGGUCCGUAAUUUUCAUUAUUCAAAAUAGGACGUUGUAUGACAUUUACGAGAAGUCUGGCCUGAUGUAGCAAUUCGCUGUAAAUUUCGGGAUUUCGUGCUGUCAGAUUUGCUAGGCAUCGAUAAAGGUCUUCAGAAAAAUCGCGAAUACGAUCAAUAAUAUCAUCAAGCUCUGUUGAAAGGCAUUCCGUUACAUCAGUCAAUAACAUUUCCAAUGGCGUUAUAAGAGCAGUUCGUAGUCCGUUUUCUUCGAUAUCUUGAUCGCCACUUUCUGUGAAAAUAAUUACGCGCCAUUUAUGCACCGUUUUCGCGCCAUUUGGAGCUAGUGCCCAAUUGCAUCACGGGAUUGUACUCGCCAAAUGUACGAUUGUUGGCAAAUAUUAAAACGAUACGUUUAUGUUGUUGCAAAAUAAUACUUUGUCAUUGAAUGUUUUGUUAUUGUUAAUAUAUGUCUUGUAACCGCCACAAAAUUGUAGCAAAAGGUUACUUUAUCGUUGCCAAAUGUGUUAUUAUUGUAGCAAAAUGUUACGUUAUCAUUGCCAAAUGUGUUAUUGAAUUUUGACACACAUCACCCGCCAUAGAAAUCCUGUUUUGGUACGAGAUAGGUGGCGUUCGAAGUCAAAGAAUUUGAAUUGCGAUGAUAGAACGUAAGCAUGAUCGACUUUUGUCCAAAACAAUCGCGAGUAGAAUUCAAUAUGCCAGUAUCGCCCAUUUGCUCACAUUUCGGCCAUGUUAAAUUAAGCAUAACAAAAAUCAAAUAUGCAUAACUGCAUAGUAAUUAUAUAAUAUUAAAACUUCAUACGCGUUUCAGUACGACUGAGUUUAGAGAGAGAAUUUGGUGAUGUAAUCUUCGGGGUAGAACAGUAAUACAAAAGCAAGGUUAUAGGAGCAGCGUGCCGACAGGACAUUUUUAACAAACUAUCUUCCCAGGAGGUCUUUGUCUCCUUAUGUAUUGAAAUGCGAUGUAAUUUGCUUCUCUAGAAAUAUUGCCAUUGUGCGAAUCGAAACUGAAGUUUACCACAAGGUGUGGCACAGGCACAGCAUUGUCAUUUGAAACCUACUUCCGCAGGAACUCUAACAUUUGGUUUACUCAGGAAAUUUUAUUUUGGGAGCUUACUUACGGAAAAAAAUAUUUCAUGACUGGAUGGUAGUCAAUUGUAACAAAAAUAUCUAAUUGAUCCAUCAAUUCCAUUUAUUGACCACCAAACACAACUACUAGUCCAUAUAUAAUGAAAAUAAUUAAUCUUAUUUUUCACCCUGCUCGGUUACCUUUGUUCUUAUCGGGGAAUAUAUUCAAUAUUCCCCUCUAAUCAAUUUCCGUUUAACAAUCCCCUCUAAUAUUCACCUGCAAUGUCUUUGCAGCACAAAAAAUGAGAAAAAACAACAUAACGAAGGCAAUAUGGCAUUAAGAAUUAUUUCUAUUCUGACUCAUUAACGCGACCUCGCAAUGUGAAAAAUAAGUACGUUAUUUUGAGGCACCUCGGGGAUAUGUGUUUCACAUACCCCCUCGUUGCCUCAAAAUAACCUAUACUUAUUGUUUUGCUGAUGUUAUAUUGUUCUUGUUUUGAAGUUGAGAAAAUGCGGAAAUAGGGAAACCUCAGCAUAGAGGAAAUCAUCAGCAAGUGACUUUAAAAGGGCAACGUACUUGGUUACAUAAACUUGGCAAUCAAUUCAAUUUUCACAAUGUUGGAAGAAAUCAUCGCUUGUUUUUUGUCAUUGUUUUCUGCCUUAACUUUGGAUGCGCCACGACUUUCUCGAAAAAUGAAUGACAAUGCAAGUCCAUCAGACCAAUGUACACGCUAUACAUGGGAGCAAAAAAUUCACAGAGAGUAUGUCUCGUUUGAGGAAGAGAAUUUACCAUCAGAAACAGAGAAUGUACAACCAGGGUAUGAACUGGGAAGCGGGUUUAGUCAUGCCAAGUCAUUACUCAGAAGUCUGAAGAUGAACUUUACCAUAACCUUAGCUGUACUGCCUUUAGUACUUAUAGGGAUGGCUCUUAUAUAUUUUGAUUUAAGAACAGUGGAUUUAUGUUCUGAAUGGGAAGCUAAAAACUACACUCUUUCAUUUGAUGUUUGGAGAAUAAGAUUAGUCGGCAUAGGAGUUGAGAAAAUGCUAUUGUAUCUCUUGUUUUCCAUGACGUUGGUUGUUUUAUUUGGUUGGAACGAAUUUAAGCGCCAUUAUUCCUCGACUAUCCUAGUAGGCUUACUGGCUGGUUUAUUUAAUACAUUAUAUGUAAGUUUUUUACUCCUAUAUGGUAUUCAUGAUACUGGUCCGCUCAAAAGUUACGACGUUCCACCAUUUUUAGCAUUUCCUGUGGCUCUUUUCUGGGAAUCUGCAAUUGUGGUGCGCCAUAUUCGACAAAAUCAUCCAACUGUAUCCUAUUCAAGUUGCCAUAUUUUCAUGGUUCUUGUGGUACCGUUGUUGAGCACCAAUGCACUGGCAAUCUUUUACAGAUAUGCGGUUGUUAUAUGGUUUAAUUCCCUCGAUAAUGUGUGGUAUAGAUUCAUUUUGGCGAUCUUGACGCCUACCUUAGCACUGGUGCCGACUGCUAUAUGUAGGCAUAUGGCAUUAUGGCGUACUUCAGAAAUUAUCGAACCAGAGCGAAGCUUCGUGUUGGUUUAUUUCACGCGCGCAAUAUUCAUUACUUUGUAUCGUGUCAUGCAAGCAGACUUUGAGAAUAUCUGGCUGUUUGUCGGGCUAUCUCUUCUAUCCGGUGUCUCGAGUUUACUUAAAACAGUGACUGUUGGUAUUCGUGAGAAAGUAUGGGCACGAGUUAUAUGGUUUAUGAACAAAACAUGCUGUACAAGACUUCACCAUUUGCCUGGGAACACACCACAUCAUAUCCGGCUUAAAGCAGAUACCGAGAUACAAAAUAUACUUUUUGAGAACAAUUCACUGAUUUUGAGCCAAUGCUACAUCGUGUUAUAUAGCAUUACAAAUUUUCAUCUCUCUGACUGGUCGGUCAUGAAGUCAUCUUUAAUCAGAAUUACUAUUGGAUUGGUGAUUGAAUUCGUGUUCAAUAUUUUGUCUACUUUUGUUCGCAUACAUUGGCAUGAUAUUCCCAUAGCGCGAGUGUGGUCGAAGUACUGGAAACGACAUAUGUUUGCUAACGGAAUAGUUGUUGUAGUCAUAGUAUGCUAUUUUACUAGACCCUUACUCACAGUAUUUCAAGGUCGUUUUCAUCAUUCUGGUGCAGGGAAUUAUACUAUCAGAAAUUGUACUCUGCCUUAUGAAAGCUGGCGUUGAUUUCACAAACAGUUGUUUGCAAAUUAUUGCGGGGUGUGACUUCUCCUUGCUUCUCUAUUAUGCACAAUUUCCUAUUAUCUUUAUGUUAUCUUUCCUAUUUUAAUGACUUUAAUAAAUGUUAUCAUAGUAAUUAAUCUUAGCACUAAAGUGCAGGCGAGCUAAAAUAGUUGUGUUAGCAUAAUAUUUUUCGUCAGUAUAUUUUUUUAAUAGUAAUAUUAAUAUUAGCAUAAUAUUUUUUUGAUGACUUUAGCAUGAGCAUGUUAGACUUUUCUUCACGUACUCUUGAAAUGUAUAAAUUUAUUGGAUUAUGCACGACCCCUAUCGAUACCAGCGUCUAGUUCAAGCUGACUGGGGCAAUCCUGUUUAAAUAAAAGUUUUAAUCUAACUAGCCAAAGUAUUAUAUAUACCCAUUGGACCAACAGACCCAUAGCAAAAAUUUUCAUGUGAUGAAAGCAAUUGAAGUUCAUACGGUUCGUUUUAAGUUGUCCGGCAGUCGAUGCCGUGUAUCAAGGAUGGAUCUAACUGGAUCUGGUAGGGGGUGCGAAUCGAGCUUUGGCACUGAUCUUAUAUCUAGGACUGGAUAGAGCAACCUUUUGAGUCAACUAAUCAAGUGAAUUAAUUCUGAAGCCAGAGUAUUUAAGAGUGAGGAGAGAUUAUUAAAUCUGUCACAUCUCUUACGGAUCAAAUCGUUACGUGUUUAUAUUAGUUAUACUAUAAAGCAAAUAUCUUCUUCUAUGUAUCUUGGAAGACUAAGCUUCCCACACUUCUUCUAGUAAAUUUUAGAUCGUUUUAAAGUCGAGAUAAUGAGACUUGAGGUGGCAUUAUUGGUGUGACUUCAUUGGUUAUUCAAGGGGAAAAUUUAAAGACCAUGUCAAGUCCGAUUCUUUGUUUACCUUUUGAACUGCUAUAUUUGUAAACUAAGACAUACUAACUGAAUAUCUAACACUUUUCCGGUUUGCUAUUGUAAAUGAAUAUAAACUAGAGUACGUUUCAAUUCAAAAAAGUUCGAAAGAUGCAAAAUUUGGGUAAUGUUAAUAUCUUCGGAAAUCUGCGGGUCCCCUAGCCCUUUGUUAUGAGCAGAACGGAUGCGCAGAACGGACUUGACAUGGUCUUUAAGGCGGGAAAGAGAGGCCACUGUUGAUAAAUUUGUACUCAAGCCCCGUUUACACUACGCUUAAUUUUUGGAACGGCACGGAUAAAAUUGGUACCCGUACCACUUUUUUGGUUCUUGGACUACCUAUUUAGUUAGUCCAAGAACCAAAAAAGUGGUACGGUAGGCCUACCAAAAAUUGAGCGUAGUGUAAACGGGGCUUCAGACAAUGUUUAUCCUUUCCCAACAAUAACCAAAAACUGUAAGAACCUCUUCCACUAUAUGUCACCAACACCACAGUAGAUUAUGGUGGUAAUACCAUUGUAGGUAUAAAACACCCUUGUUUUUCGCGGGAGCUGAAAAAUGACUAUAAAGCCCAGUUGCGAUCGACGUUUUUCAAUUUUUGUAGGAAAAUGCUCAUUCUUAGAACAAAAAACCUACCUAAAAGCCAAAAAUUAAAAUUAAACAAAAAGCUAAGAUUGAUGCAAAUGCAGUCCAUAUUAUUCUCUUUUCUUUUCAAAUCCCAGAUAGACUAGCCCAAAAAACAAAAAUUUGCCGAUGUUUUUCAGCGGGGCUUUUUCCAAACUUGUUUUUCACUCAUCGGAGAUAACUUAGUCUUUGCUAUUUAUAUGACGAAGUUUUUCUAAAAUUUACUUAUUCUGAAAGACCACUUAAGUGUACUAGUAUCCUAGGGGCAUAGUAAAGCCCGACUUAACAAACAAGGGCUGAAAAAUAUGAAACUUUUUUAUGAAAUAAGGCCGAUUUUCCAUGCUGAAUUUAUUAAAUUUCCGCGCAGGGGCCUGGAUCAUACCUUCAAAAAUCAAGCGCGAGGUUUAGCCCGAGUUACAUCCUCGUUCCCUGGGCUUCUCGGCUGUCUGCGAGGUAUUGGGAACGAGGAUGUUACUGUCUUUGCUUCGGUGAUGUUAUUGUUGUUACUUAACUUCCUUGUCAAACAAUCCUUUGAUUUUGAACGCCACGUAUCUCGAAACACGACAGGGUUUCAGCCUAUAACAAAUUAUGCAUGCAUAACUGCAUUUUAUAUACAUUAAACUGACGUUAUACACAUUUCAAAACAAGUAAAUUUAAUGAGGCAACUUGGUUUAAUAAACUUGGCAAUCAAUUGAUAUUUUCACAAUGUUGGAAGAAAUCAUCGCUGGUUUCUUGUCAUUGUUUUCUGCCUUAACUUUGGAUGCGCCACGACUUUCUCGGCGAGAAAUGAACGACAAUGCAAAUCCAUCAGAGCAACGUACACGCUAUACAUGGGUGGAUAACAUUCACACUGAAUAUGUCUCAUUUGAGGAAGAGAAUUUACCAUCACAAACAGACUAUGUACAACUAGGGUAUGAACUGCAAAACGGGCCUAGUUAUACCCAGUCAUUACUCAGAAGUAUGAAGGCGACUUUUACCAUAACCUUAACUGUAGUGCCUUUGGUACUUAUAGGGAUGGCUCUUAUAUAUUUUGAUUUAAGAACAGUUGAUUUAUGUUCUGAAUGGGAGACUCAACUGAACUACACUCUUUCAUUUCGUGUUUGGAGAAUAAGAUUAAUCGGCGAUGGAGUUGGGAAAAUAAUAUUUUUUCUCUGGUUUCCUUUGACUUUGGUUCUUUUGUUUGGUUGGAGCGAAUUUAAGCGUCAUUAUUCCUCGACUGUCCUGGUAGGCCAACUGGCUGGUUUCAUCAGUACAUUAUAUGUAAGUUUUUUGCUUUUAUAUGGUGUUAACGAUACGAAGACGAAUCAUACGAUCACGGGUCACGACGUUCCAGAAAUGUUCAUAUUUGUUGUCGCUAUUCUGUGGGAAUGUGCGAUUGUGGUUCGCAAAAUUCGACAAAAUCAUCUAACUGUAUCUUACUCGGGUCUGCAUAUUGUCACGGUUGUUUUAGUGCCUUUAUUGAGCUCGUAUGCAAUGGCAAUGUUUUACAAAUACGCGAUUGUUAAGUGGUUUAAUUCCCUGGAUAAUGUGUUGUAUCGAUUCAUGAUGGCUAUCCUGACACCGACCUUAGCACUGGUGCCGACUGCUAUAUGCAGUCAUAUGGCAUUAUGGCGUACUUCAGAGAUUAUCGAACCAGAGCGAAGCUUUGUAUUGGUUUAUUUUAUACGGGCUGUUUCGUUCACUUUGUAUCGUAUCAUGCAAGCAGACUUUGGGAAUAUCUGGCUGUUUGUUGGGCUAUCUUUUUUAUCGGGUAUCUCGAGUUUACUUAAAACAGUGACUGUUGGUAUUCGUGAGAAAGUAUGGGCGCGAGUUAUCAGGUUUCUGAACAGAACAUGCUGUACAAGACUUCACCAUUUGCCUGGGAACACACCGCAUCAUAGACGGCUUAAAGCAGAUACCGAAAUACAAAAUAUACUUUCUGAGAACAAUUCACUGAUUUUAAGCCAAUGCUAUAUCGUGUUAUAUAGCAUUGCAAACUUUCAGCUCUCUGAUUGGUCUGUCGUGAAGUCAUCUUUAACGAGAAUUGCUAUUGGAUUGGUGAUUGAAUUCGUAUUCAACUUUUUCUCUACUUUUAUUCGCAUACAUUGGCAUAAUAUUCCCAUGGCACGAGUGGGGUCGAAGUACUGGAAACGACAUAUGUUCGCUAACGGAAUCGUUGUUGCAAUUUUAGUAUGCUUCUUUACCAGACCCUUGCUCGCAGUAUUUCAAGAUCGUUUUCAUGAUACCUCUGUUGCUGGGAAUUAUACUAUUAGAAAUUGUACACUGCCUUAUGAAGGCUGGCGUUGACUUCACAAACGGUCGCCGGUGUAAAUGUGUGGUCAGUGGCGUGCUGGGUACUAAUUUUCUGGGGGGCCAGUUGGCUUUCAACUAAUAUGCGCCCCUAUAUUGUAAUGCUUGAUAAACGAGUGUCGAAGGCACGAGCCGAGCGCCGCAGGUGCGAGGUUUCUCUAGGGGGUUCCGGGGGCAUGCCCCCUCGGAAAAUGUUUGAAUUUAGGGUCUCUGAAAUGCCAUUUCCUGGACUUUGGGGGGAAGGUUUGACAGAAAUCUGAUGGUCAGGAAACGGCAUUAUAACGUGUUGAAAUUUGCAAUUUGGUUAGAAUUAUAUUAUAUAUAUAGUAGUAGUUCUUAAAUUGGGCAAUGCUAACUCAGUUCCAGAGAUUAAUCUAAUCCCAAUUCUAUUCUCUACUGAUCUGGUGAUCUGAAUACAUUUACAACAUACAGCUCUUUUACACAAUAACACAAGGACCCCACGCAUAUGCACUUUAAGGUUACCUUGCUUGGCUGCCAAAAGGGCGCUUUUCAGCAUUAUCUUAUCACUUACAUUACUCAUGAGUCAUGAUGUUUGUUUCUGUCCUUAUGACAGCAUCCAGUUAAAAAUAGAGAUCAGGAAUGCGACCGCAAAAGACAAGGACCGCGGGCGCAAAAACGUGAGACGAACGUUUUUUUGUCGUAUCGAAAGAUUGUUUUGCGAAUUCCGUUAAAUAUUAUGUAAAUUUCUUGUUAAAAUACACGAAAAAACUGAAAGCUAUUUGUUCCACGUAAAAUCGUCUUGACUUUUCUCACGAUGGAGAAACAUUUGGUCCUUUGGAGCCGGAUCUAGAGUGGAAAAAUAGCGAGAUUUGACCACGAAUUUGACUCGAAAAAUUUGGCUAUAAAAUGGCGACAAACGAAAACAUUCUUCGAGAACGAAAGAAAUCAGCGAAAGGAAGACUUACGAAAGCGAGAAAUCAACUAAAAAGCUUGCUGAACACUCAAUUAUACGGACAGUUAACGAGUAAGAAUGCUAUUCGACGAGCUAUUAACAAGGUAAGCUCAGAAUAUGACAUUAUCGAAAAAAUUAUUAAUGCUUUAAAGGAAAUUUAUGCUGUUAGUACAUCCCACGACGAAAAUACGGACACGUUAAUUGAAAAUCUCGAUAAAGAGCUUGAAGAAAUUGGAGCUCUGGUUGACGAAAGCCAAAAAUUAGCCUACGAACAUAUAAAACAGCGAGAAGACAACGGUGAAACAGUUUCUGUAUCGUUAUCAACUGUAUCGAAACCUUAUUCAGUCGAAGAACAGACACAUCCGGAAGUUAAGGAGGCUAAUGACAGAUUUUUACAAAUACAAGAGGAACAACGACGACAAGAAGAAGAGUUAGAACAACGACAUGUUGAACUAAAGGAUAGACUAUUGCAUUUCCAGCAAGAACAAAGACAGAAAGAAGAUGAGUUGCAAAAACGAACAGCUGAACUUGAGCUUACAAAACGACGAGCUGAAGAAGCACGAAAAAUAACUGAAUUAAACCAAAUUAGAGCGGAAACCGCUGACCAUGCCUCCAAUUCCCACCACGACAGUUUAGAGAACACUCUCAAUAAUAUCAAUUUGCUUCCACCCACACCUUCAGUGCAACCUAAUUAUAAAACAGCCAAAAGAAAUGGAACAGUUAAAUUGAAAGGUGUGGAUUUACCAAACUUUUCAGGCGAAAAUAAGGCAGACUAUGAGUCAUGGAAAGCUGCAUUCAUGGCCAUCAUUGAUAAAGCAGAGAUUCCAGUUAGUGAAAAGAUGUUACGCCUCCAAAGUAGUUUAUCUGGGAAGGCAUUAGUUAUGGUCAAAGACCUUGGCUACUCACUGAAUGCAUAUGAGAGAGCAAAGUCCAAACUGGAAAAGAAAUAUGGCGGAGAAAGACGACUGAUGAUUAAACAUUUAAGAGCGAAGGUCCACUAAUAUCGAGCAUCAGCCGGUCACGCUCAAAGUUUCGAUUUUGCUCAUUUUUGGUUUGCAGGAAGGCAUUACCAAGUAAACAAACGUGAUGUAGUUUGUUUUUCAAAAAACCGCUAAAAUUCUGAGAAAUCCGAGAAAAACGAUUCAACUGUCGGCGGCCUAAAAAAUAUGCAAAUUUUCAAUUGAAUCAAACAGGUUCAAAAACAACUAACGCAUGCAGAAUUGGAAAAGAUAUGAAAACUGUACGUUUGUAAAUCGAUGGAAGAGAUGUUUGAGACUCGAUUGAGUAUAAAAUCAUGAUAUUAACUAUUAAUUAAAACCAGACAGCUGAUAUUUAGAAUCGUAUGUUAUUCACACAUAGCUAAAAUUGCAAUCUACCGUUGCCACGCCAAAACCAUUUUAACUAAGUGCCCCAGAUUUUUUCUACACGAAACGUACGCCAUUAACUAAUGAAAUGUUCUUCUAGAACAUAUAAAAAAAUUAGUCUGGGUUAUUGUAUUUAGAGUUCGUACGGAGGCCGUGAAUAUUGGGUAUUUUCGACAUAUAGCGUGACUGAAAUCUACAAGUGUUUUGUUCUUUCCGGAAGUUCCGGUCGCCAUUUUCUCAUAAAUAGUUGCUAUUUUCAUCGGGAAUUAAACCCGAAAAUGCAUUUCCGUAAGAAUGGCUAUUAUUAUCAAUUUACAUGGUUUUAGCAGUCACAGCAUUCUUUAUUUAAGACUAAGUAGAUAGUGCUAUGACCGAGAUAGCAUCACGAUUACAUGGGCAGUUUGAACCUGGGCUGAGUUUUAGUCAGAGCAAUAUUUAUUCCUUGUAGUAUUAAAACAAACCCAGGAUGAAAUGUCAUCCCGGCCUGAAAUCAUACGAUAUCACGAAAGGCAAUAUUCCGCUUGUUUGAGCAUUUAAAACGCCGAUUAAUUAGUCGACUAUUUGACUUGUGUAAGACUGUGGUUGCAUAAUUAUUUGCAAUUACAUGCAUGGGAUAUUUCAUCCGGGUUGACAGGGCUGAAAAUCUCAUCCUGGGUGACAUAAACCGGGAUGAAAAUUUCAACCCGGCCUGAAUUUCAGCCCUGUCAACCGGGAUGAAAUAUCCCAUGUAAUCGCAAAUAAUUUCAGCCCAGGCUAAAAAAAAACAAUCGUUUAAGUGGCUUUAUUUUGCAUUUCGUUUGCAAUUCGAAAUUUUUUCCAUGUAAUCGUAAAAUUCAUAUUAUAUUGAAUUUAUAGGGGCCCCGGUCUGAAAUUUCAUCCCUGUUUGCCAGGCUGAAAUUUCAUCCCGGGCUGAAAACCUCCACGUAAUCGGCCCCUUAUUUUAACUAAAGACAAAACUUAGCACAUUUUCAAUAAGCUAUAACAGAAGGAUGACUUCGAAAUUAUUUUCAGUUUUUUUUAAUUGUUAGUUUGCAUGUGGUUUGGCUGAACAUGCUCAGAGACAGAGAAAUUGUGUUCUCAAACUCAUUAAUAAUUUAUAAACCGAAAACAAAAGAAAUUAAUGUUUAAUCAUGGGCGUACCGGAAGGAAAAUAUUAGGGAGGCGGAAAGAAAUUUGCCCGACUUUUCCGGAUUGUGCCCGACCAGUGCCGAUUUUUUUUUUUCCGUAACAAAUUAAUUUUGGCGACCUCCCCCCCGGUUUCGGUCAGUGUAUCAUUUUAGGGGUCCAAAAAUUUUUCGGACAUAAAAAAAUUUUUCGGAACAUCAUACAAAUUUUCAACACAUCACAAAAUUGACCACAAAAUUGACGGAAUUUCCCACAAAAUUGACAGAAUUUGUCCCAUUUAUUUUUAUAAUAAGCCAAUAUUGCCCGACUGUGAAGCGAAUAUUGCCCGACUGACUUUGUUUGCCCAACAAACUGGGGGGGGGGGGCUGCCGCCCACCCCGGUACGCCCAUGUGUUUAAUCAGUGUUUUGAAACUGGAAGAAAACUGUCUUCAAAGCAGGUGGAGGAUUUGAAAUCUCCCAGGGAUCAGCGGGCCUGAUUAAGUAUUCAUUUUCAAACUACUAGUAGUUUGAAAUUUUUCAAGGUACUAGUAGUUUGAAAUUUUUUAAGGUACUAGUAUUUUUAAAUUUUUCAAGGUGCUAUAGUGUACACUGGAAUUAAUUUAAGGUACAGAAUAUUGUUCUGCCAUUAACAAAACUACAAAGCAAAAUUAAACACACUUGAAUCCUAAACACUUUUGUGGUGAAAAGUAAACUAUCAGGUAUAAGAGCACCGGUUUGUCUUGAGACAGCGAUCGGGCGAUGUAAUUAACGUGUAAAUUUCGUAUCUGGAAAGUUUGAUACUGCAUGUCUAAAAAUAGAUCUUGCCAAGGUCUGGCCGUCAUGGAUAUAAAGUGCUCCUUUUUCGCAAUAGUUGUUGGUCAUUGUGGCCAUGAUACUAGAGUUAAAAACAAAUCAUCAAAAUGCGUUCAGUUGUUAAGUUGUAAUCAUGAUAUUACAGGGCAUAAAUCGGAAAACAUUGAGCAAUUCGUAAUAUAUCCUGCACAUCGAUCUACUCUUGGAGCAGGGUUGAAACAGGCAGAAAACGAGAAAUGUAGAAUUCCUGUGAUUCUAUCAAAUAUUUCUUUACCACUAUUUCCAUUGUUACUAGAAACGCGAUGAUAGAGACAACACUCACGACAGGGAAAUCGGGCAAAACACUGCCAAACAAAUUUUUAGGUACUUUAUUGACUUUGAUUGGCAGCAAUAAAAAUAGUGUUAAUGGUUCGCACGCAAAUAUUCCUAAUUUUAAAAACUGCACUAAUUUUGCGAGAUAUAAACAGAACCAAAAAUAUUGUGAUUGUUCUAUCAGGAGAGUAAAUUUAAUCGUACAGUACGGUGGCGCGCGAUCGCCAAUCGUGUCAGUUCUACUUGCUUCACCUGAUGUUAGCUUCUUUAGAGACACUUCCUAAAAAUGCUGUAACUGCUAAAACGCUGUGAGUUGCUAAUAAAGGAUGCCUUUUUAUUUUUAACGGCAUUUUCGGGUUUAAAUUCCGAAUGAAAAUAUAACGAAUGAGAAAAUAGCGACCGGAAGGAACAAACACUUGUCGAUUUCAGUCACGCCAUAUGUCGAAAAUACCCAAUAUUCACGGCCUCCGUACGAACUAUAAAUACAAUAACCCAAACCAAUUUUUUUAUAUGUUCUAGAAGAACAUAUAAUUAGUUAAUGACGUAAGGUGAGGAAAAAAUCUGGGGCACUUAGUUAAAAUGUUUUUUGCGUGGCAACGGUACAUCGUAAUUUUCGCUAUUUGUGAAUACCAUACGAUUCUAAAUAUCAGCUGUCAGGUUUUAAUUAAUAGCUAAAAUUAUUAUUUUUAUGCCAAAUCAAAUCUCAAACAUCUCUUCUAUCGACUUACAAACGUAUAGUUUUCACAUCUUUUUCCUACUUUGCAUGCGUUACUUGUUUUUGAACCUGUUUGAUUCAACUGAAAAUUUGCAUAUUUUUGAGGUCGCCGACAGCCGAACGGUUUUUCUCGGAUUUCUCGGAAUUUUAACGGUUUUUGAAAAACAAACCAUAUCACGUUUGUUUACUUGCUAAUGCCUUCCAGCAAACCAAAAAUGAGCAAAAUCGAAAUUUUGAAUGUGUCCGCGAAUUCUCGAUUUUGCUCCAUUUUAGUGGACAUCUGCUCUUAAAUUGUACUCAUUCCAAUUACAAGACUACAAAAAAACCCUGUAUUGUUAUUUUUUGUCACUACCUCCCCACGUCAGGAUUGGGUAAUUUGCGCGCCUGCUGCCUUCCUUGGAGUGGUAGCCGUUUCUCAGGCUCCCUCUCCGGAAUCGAACCCUAAUUCUCCGUCACCCGUUGCAACCAUGGUAAGCCACUACCUUGCCAUCGACAGUUGAUAGGGCAGAAAUUUGAACGAAACAUCGCCGGCACGAACAGAGAAGGCCUUGCGAUUCGAACAGUUACCAUGAAUCACCAAAUGGGUAAGCGGCCGUUAAGCCGCAUUGGUUUUUAAUCUAAUAAAUACAUCCCUUCCCACGAGAGUCGGGACUUUUCGCAUGUAUUAGCUCUAGAAUUACUACGGUUAUCCAAGUAGUACGAGAGUACAAUCAAAUAAACGAUAACUGAUUUAAUGAGCCAUUCGCAGUUUCACAGUACAAGUGACAAAUACUUGCAUGACUUAAUCUUUGAGACAAGCAUAUGAUACUGGCAGGAUCAACCAGUUAACUAUACGUCGUUCGAACCAAGCGUAUCGUGCACAAACACGACACGCUCGUUCGUUCGAUCGAUCGUACAAGUAACUAUAAUUUUUUUUGCCACGUCUUCCAUCGUGCUCUUUGCGCACGGCACAAGCGGCCCCGUUUUGGAAACACGGCCAACUGUGUCGCACGCACGUAGAUAGUCGAGUAGCACUAAGCACCCCCAACUAUACAUUCGUCACAUCUCGCUUAGGACAUUGUCCAAGGGACAUGAUAGACAACAUUCGAUGAAAGCGAGAUUUCUUUAAAAAAAACGUGUACGUGUAUUCGCCCAAUGGAGGCGAAGGAAGCGUCGACGUUCUUUCUCGUUCGUGAAAACAAGCUGAGCCAGCGCUUCCCCUGCCACGUCGAGCGACAGGCGUUACAAACUCGCACUCGAUUUCAUGAAGCCAAUGCUCCACGAGUACACCGUUCAGGCAGCCCCCUUUCGCUUUAGACGCGGCAACAUCCUCAUAACCGUCGAGCCAUUCUGUUAUAGACUCUCCGAAACGGUGUGCACGAGAAUCGGAAAUUUUAACUUCUUCUCAAUCGGUCUCUAGGAGAGUCGAAUUUAAAAAGAUUGUUCUCGGAAACGGCGGGCAUUUCAAGCUCUCCUCGCCUCGGUGCGGACGAGGUUCGAAUUGAAAGUGGGACCUCACACCGAGACGGGUGGGAAGUCGAAAAAUCGAAAAAACCGUGGCUGCGGGAGGAUCGAGCGAUUUGAAGCUCUUCUCGCCACGGUCCGAAAGAGGGUCCAAUUGAAAGUGGGUCCUCGCACCAAGACGGGCCUUAUACGUACAGUCAUGCAACGAACAGUCAUGCAACGUACAGCAUACGUACAGUCAUGCAAGUUGUGCAAUAACAGUGUAUUUACGUCGAUGUACACGCACGUGUGUCAAGCGGUUCGAAGCGCUGGAGAGAUCACAUGUAAAGGGGAUGUUCGUGUUUAGCGAUUCUACCUUCGACAAUAAAGUUGAGAUAUCUAGAGAAGAUCAGCGAGCCGCUAACAUUCUCGAGAAUUCUGCCAAACUGCGUGGUGGUCAUUACGAGUUAGCUCAGUCAUGGAAGAGCUCUUCACCUUCGUUGCCAAACGAUCGUCCUGUCGCUGAGCAUCGCCUUGCUCUGUUGAAGAGAAGAUUCAAUAAAGAUCCCAAGUUGUUUUUAAGAUACACAGAGUUGGUGGAUAGUUUGUUAGACAAAGGAUACGCAAUGAAAGUUCCUGCCAAAUCAAUGGAAAUGCGCAGCAAAACCUUGUUGUAUUUACCUUACCACCCAGUGAUAUCCAAUAUCCAAUAUAUUAAUAUCCAAACAAGCCUGAAAAGCUGCGAGUAGUGUUUGAUUGUGCUGCGACUUAUCAUGGUACAUCUCUCAACGAUCAACUGCUCCGGGGACCGGACUUAACGAACGGUUUGAUUGGUUUAUUAAUUCGUUUCAGACAAGAUCUAGUGGCAUUAAUGGCUGACAUUGAAUCCAGGUUCCAUCAGGUUCAUGUUCCUGACAAAGAUAGAGAUGAUUGCGAUUCUUGUGGUGGCCUCGUAACGACCUUGAUGCCAGACCCGAAGAGUAGAAAAUGACAGUCCACUUGUUUGGUGCUAAAUCUUCGCCAACCUGUGCAAAUUUUGCAACGAGAAAGAAAGCAACCGACAAUGCGGAGGAAUUUAGUAAGAACGUAGUUGAAACGAUAAAACGAAACUUUUACGUAGACGACUGUCUCAAGUCCGUUGCAGACGAAGAUGAAGCUAUUACCUUCGCAGCUGAUCUCCGUGAUAUACUGCAAAGAGGUGGUUUCCGUUUGACAAAAUGGGUUUCGAACUCCCCAAAGGUCGUCGCUUCCAUACCAGAACACGAGAGAGCUGGUUCCGUGAAGGACGUAUGCCGUGGUCAGCCAACCCUCGAGCGAGCACUUGGUGUUCAGUGGAAUGUGGUCUAGAUCAGUUUGGAUUUAAGAUAAAGAUGAAGGAAAAACCGUCCACAAGAAGAGGAGUACUUUCCUUAGUUAAUUCUGUGUAUGACCCUCUGCGAUUCGCUGCUCCGUUUGUUCUGGUUGCUAAGAUGCUAAUGCAGGAGUUAUGCCGAAAGAAGUUAAGUUGGGACGAUCCUAUUCAGGGAGAAUACCUCAAACGAUGGGAAAAUUGGCAAACGCAACUAAUGAAAAUUGAGCAGCUCUACGUGCCAAGAUGCUUCAAACCUCCCGAAUUUGGGAAUAUCGUGUCAAGUCAAUUGCACCAGUUCGCAGAUGCUUCUGAACGUGCGUACGGCGCAGUUAGCUACCUUCGAUUGGUAAAUGAACGUGGUAACAUUCAUGUUUCGUUUGUGAUUGGCAAAGCUCGUCUGGCACCGCUCAAGGUAGUUACGAUCCCUCGACUCGAAUUAUCUGCAGCGAAUUAUCUAUCAGACUGGAUAAGAUGGUACGCAACGAAAUCGAGAUCUCGAUCGACGCUUCCAUUUUCUGGACAGAUAGUACAACCGUGCUUGGCUAUAUCAUUAAAGGGGCAAUGUCACCGAUUUUUGACCUAAAAUACCGUUUAUUCAAAAACUGAACUACAAAGUUAAAAAUAAACAUUGUAAAUGGAUUAAGUUAUGAUAUAUGAGUCAUAUUAAACAACUUUGAACUUCCACGAAACAUGUAAUAUGACAUUUUCAUAAAAAUUGACUAAAACUUGAAAAAGUGUCUGCCAACAAUUAAUCAAGAUGCAAUUUACAAUCCAUCUCAAUCCUGGCGUAAUCUUGCCCCUCCAGACUUCUGUACAUGUUUUUUGUGUCCGUUAUUGCUUUAUUUUGUGCUUACACUCAUUCUUUUUCAGUUUUGGGCAAAAUUUUCGAGGGUUGGAAUUGCCCAAAAAUCGGUGACAUUGCCCCUUUAACGAAGAGAAAAGAUUCAAAACCUUAGUAGCAAAUCGAGUGGCUGUGAUACACGAAACUACCGUACCGUCGCAGUGGAAAUACCUGAGUACUCGGUUGAAUCCAGCUGACGACGCCUCCCGAGGUCUCUCUGCCGAUGCUCUACUUCACAAUGAAAGAUGGCUGAGUGGACCUGAUUUUAUUUGCAAGAGCGAAGACCACUGGCCAAGUCGACACUAUAAUUCUGCCGCGACCCUUGAGGAUGAACCAGAAGUAAAGAUAGAACCACAAACAUUUGCCUCUGUUACAGGAACCCUAGAAGAUCCCUUGGGUCAGAUCUUUAAACGAUUUUCGUCGUGGACCUGCCUUAGAAGUUUCAUAGCCGGGGUGCUUCGUUAUCGUUCGAAACUCCGCGAAGCUGUACGUAGAAGAAGAGAAGGACAAUACGAGUCACUAAAGGCGAGAGUUAUUAAUCCAAUUAGUGUUGGUUCGCGCAGAGAACGUGAUUGUGAAACACGUUCAGGGAACAAGCUUUCGAGAGGAGCUGAUACGUUUAGGCGAUCAAUCCAUCAAUGAUACAACGAACGAGUUAAAAGUCAAGUAUGUUAAGAAAUCAAGCCCUAUCUUUAAUCUGGACACACAGUUGAUGGAUGGUAUUCUACGUGUUGGUGGCCGUCUGAAGAACGCUCCAAUACCAAGAGAAAGCAAGCAUCCUAUAAUUGUCCCACAAAAUAACCAUAUUUCCAACUUGAUCGUGCGAUACUAUCAUCAAAUCUCCGCUCACGCGGGACGCGAACAUGUUUUGUCACUCGUAAGGGAACGUUUCUGGAUAGUUGGAGCAAGAAUCAUGGUGAAACGAAAGAGACAGGGUCCACGUGGGGAGCAGAAAAUGGCCGACCUACCAAAGGACCGAGUUAUCCCUAAUAACCCACCUUUCACCUUCGUUGGGGUAGAUUGCUUCGGGCCAUUCCUGGUGAAGAAGGGGCGAAGUCUCGUGAAGAGGUAUGGCGUUCUCUUCACGUGUUUAACGAUUCGAGCCAUUCACGUUGAGAUAGCCUACUUUCUUGAUACUGAUUCGUUUCUACAGUCCAUGCGAAGAUUUAUUGCCAGACGUGCUCAUCCGGAGGUUAUGAGAUCUGAUAAUGGAAAUAAUUUUGUGGCCGAAGAAAAGGAACUUCGUAACGCAAUCGAGGGAUGGAACCAAGAGAAAUUGCAUAAGUUCCUUUUACAACAACACAUAAAAUGGAUUUUCAAUUCACCUGCCGCCUCCCAUCAAGGUGGUGUAUGGGAACGAUGUAUACGCACUGUUCGCAAGGUUUUGAAAGGACUUUUCAAGCAACAAGUACUCGAUGACGAAGGAUUAACUAUAUUGAUGUGUGAAGCAGAAUCAAUCGUGAAUAGCAGACCUUUGACUAAAGUUUCCGAUGAUCCUAACGAUGCAGAUGCGUUAACACCGAACCACUUAUUGUUCUUACGAUCUGGUCCGUAUUUCCCUCCGGGAAUCUUCACGAAGGAAGAGCGUUACAGUCGCCGCAGAUGGAGAAAAAUACAAUUUCUGGCUGCUAUAUUUUGGCGCCGAUUGGUAAAGGAAUAUCUUUCCACAUUGCAGAAGAGACAGAAGUGGACCAAGCCGCGCAGAAAUUUCCAAUUGGGAGACAUUGUGCUCAUCGUUGAUGAAAGUGAUCCAAGAUGUUCCUGGCCUCUUGGUGGCAUCACAGAAGUGAAGCCAGGGAAGGAUGGUUAUGUCAGACGAGUGAAAACGAAGUCAACGAUCCUGGAACGCCCAAUUAACAAGAUUGUCUUCCUGGAGGCUGAUGGUAUCGAGAAAGAAUGAACGUCAACCUGAUGUUCAGAAGUACCUCUGAAAUUAGACUUCAAUUUAUAAUAACCUUUUCUUAAAGACGGGUUACAGUCCGUGCUGCGCAUGUGCGAUUCUUUUUGUUUUGGUAGACUACUUAUCUCUCGUUUCCAUGGUUUCCAGUCCGAUUGCGUAAUAUAACCGCGAUUCUAUAUUUGUUGAUACAAGGAGUGGGAAUACACAGUUUCGAAGAGAUUUUCAACGAUUUGUGACUUUUAUGAAGUGAAAUCCGAUUAAUAACAAAUCAUUGAAACAAUAUGAGAAGAAGGAAAGAAUAUUACGCCAACAAGGAUGCCUUUAAAGUGUGUUUAUUUGAAAUUCAGUCAAGCGCUUCACCAUGUCGUACAUGGGUAAAGGUAAAUAUUUGUUUAUACAUUUGAUUAUUUCGUUCUCCUGAGUCGUGACUGGAUUUCUAAUUCGCUGUGAAUUUGUGACAAUUUUUAAGCUAGGGCAAUUACAUUCAUUUACUGUCUGAGAAAAUAUGGGAUUUCUGAGUUUUAUAGUUCAACUUGUUCAAGACAUGUAUAGACUAAUAUAGUACUUGAAAUAAAUGUAAUCACCUCAGGCUCA
Paramuricea clavata is the source of this 29789-nucleotide messenger RNA. The record is from the annotation of a GenBank genome assembly. Lineage: Eukaryota; Metazoa; Cnidaria; Anthozoa; Malacalcyonacea; Plexauridae.